Molecule: messenger RNA, 6761 nt
Organism: Otolemur garnettii (small-eared galago)
Lineage: Eukaryota; Metazoa; Chordata; Mammalia; Primates; Galagidae
Gene: PCM1
Product: pericentriolar material 1
Exons: 41
Coding region: 387-6662 (2091 amino acids)
Biological process (GO): microtubule anchoring at centrosome; intraciliary transport involved in cilium assembly; cilium assembly
Cellular component (GO): ciliary basal body; centrosome; centriole
Source: RefSeq, a predicted model, not a curated record
GAGUUCUCGCCCCCGCGCGGCCGUUGCCGCGGAGACGGCGCAUGUCUCCCGGCGCGUUGCCCCCUCUGCAGUCCCCCCGCCCCUCUUCUCCCACCACAAUGAGAUCCUAAGAUGGCGCUGGCUGCGGCGGUUGGCGCCGAGUAACUGAGGUGGGAAAAGCGGCCAUUGGGCCCUACGCAGCCGGGGAUCGUGUGGACCUUUCUGCUGCGGUCUCAAGGGGAGGCCGGCUGCUGGGGGCGGGUCGUGGGGGCUGACGGCCACUCCGCCCUUGCCAGGAGAGGCUGCUUCGUUUACAGGCAACAGCUUUGAAGUGUGGAGCAGGAGGGGAGCCCUUUCUAAGCUGCAAAAACUAGUUUCUAAACAGAGACUUAAUUGUUAAAGCCAGCAUGGCCACAGGAGGAGGUCCUUUUGAAGAUGGCAUGAAUGAUCAAGAUUUACCAAAUUGGAGCAAUGAAAGUGUUGAUGACCGACUCAACAAUAUGGAUUGGAGUGGCCAGCAGAAGAAAGCAAAUAGAUCAUCAGAAAAGAACAAGAAAAAGUUCGGUGUAGAAAGUGAUAAGAGGGUAACUAAUGAUAUUUCUCCGGAGUCAUCGCCAGGAGUUGGAAGGAGAAGAACAAAGACUCCACAUACAUUUCCACACAGUAGAUACAUGACUCAGAUGUCUGUCCCAGAGCAGGCUGAAUUAGAGAAACUUAAACAGCGGAUAAACUUCAGUGAUUUAGAUCAGAGAAGCAUUGGAAGUGAUUCUCAAGGUAGAGCAACAGCUGCUAACAACAAACGUCAGCUUAGUGAAAAUCGAAAGCCCUUCAACUUUUUGCCUAUGCAGAUAAAUACAAACAAGAGCAAAGAUGCAACCACAGGCCCUCAAAAAAGAGAGACGAUUGGAUCAGCACAAUGUAAAGAGUUGUUUGCUUCUGCUUUAAGUAAUGACCUUUUGCAGAACUGUCAAGUCUCUGAAGAAGAUGGGAGAGGAGAACCUGCAAUGGAGAGCAGUCAGAUUGUAAGCAGGCUUGUUCAAAUUCGUGAUUAUAUUACUAAAGCUAGUUCUAUGCGGGAAGAUCUUGUAGAGAAAAAUGAAAGAUCUGCUAAUGUUGAACGCCUUACUCAUCUAAUAGAUCAUCUUAAAGAACAAGAAAAGUCAUACAUGAAAUUUCUCCAAAAAAUCCUAGCUAGAGAAAAUGAGGAGGAGGAUGUUCGGACUAUAGAUUCAGCUGUGGGAUCUGGUUCUGUAGCUGAGAGCACAUCGCUAAACAUAGAUGUGCAGUCUGAGGCUUCAGGUACCACGGCCAGAGAUCCUCAGCAAGAGCCUAUGGAAGAGAUAGAAAAUUUGAAGAAACAGCAUGAUUUAUUAAAAAGGAUGUUGCAGCAGCAGGAGCAGCUGAGAGCUCUGCAGGGACGACAAGCUGCUCUUUUAGCUUUGCAGCAUAAAGCGGAGCAAGCUAUUGCUGUGAUGGAUGAUUCUGUUGUUGCAGAAACUACAGGCAGCUUAUCUGGAGUCAGUAUCACAUCGGAACUAAAUGAAGAACUGAAUGAUUUAAUUCAGCGUUUUCAUAAUCAGCUUCGUGAUUCACAGCCUGCAGCUGUUCCAGAUAAUAGAAGACAGGCAGAAAGUCUUUCAUUAACGAGGGAGGUUUCCCAGGGCAGGAGUCCAUCAGUUUCAGAACAUUUACCUGAUGAGAAAGUCCAACUUUUUAGCAAAAUGAGAGUGCUACAGGAAAAGAAGCAAAAAAUGGACAAAUUGCUUGGAGAACUUCAUACACUUCGAGAUCAGCAUCUAAAUAAUUCUUCUUUUGUGCCUUCACCCUCUCCACAUAGGAGUGUGGAUCAGAGAAGUACAAGUUCAGCUCCCUCUGCUCCUGUAGGCUUGACGUCUGUUGUCAAUGGAGAGUCUAACAGCCUCACAUCGUCUGUUCCUUACCCUGCUGCUUCUCUAGUCUCUCAGAAUGAGAAUGAAAGUGAAGGACACCUAAAUCCAACUGAAAAACUCCAGAAGUUAAAUGAAGUUCGAAAGAGAUUGAAUGAGUUAAGAGAAUUAGUUCAUUAUUAUGAACAGACAUCAGAUAUGAUGACAGAUGCUGUAAAUGAAAACACGAAAGAUGAAGAAACUGAAGAGUCAGAAUACGAUUCUGAGCAUGAAAAUUGUGAACCUGUCACUAACAUUCGAAAUCCACAGGUAGCUGCCACCUGGAAUGAAGUAAAUAGUAAUAGCAAUGCACAGUGUGCUUCUAAUAAUAGAGAUGGGAGAUCAGUUAACUCUAAUUGUGAAAUUAACAAUAGAUCUGCUGCCAAUAUAAGGACUCUAAACAUGCCUCCUCCUUUAGCAGAUUGUUGCUAUAAUAGAGAAGGAGAACAGGGGAUUCCUGUUGCACAAGGGGAAGAUGAUGAGGAAGAGGAGGAAGAGGCAGAGGAGGAAGGAGUUAGUGGAGCUUCAUUGUCUAGUCAUAGGAGCAGUCUGGUUGAUGAGGCUCCAGAAGAUGCUGAAUUUGAACAAAAGAUCAAUAGACUUAUGGCUGCAAAACAGAAACUUAGACAGUUACAAGAUCUUGUUGCUAUGGUACAGGAUGAUGAUACAACUGAAGGAGUUAUAUCUGCCAAUACUUCAAAUUUGGAAGAUUUCUACACAGCAGAAGAAGACACCAAACAAAAUUCAAAUAAUACUAGAGGAAAUGCCAGUAAAACACAGAAGGAUGCUGGAGUAAAUGAAAAGACAAGAGAGAAAUUUUAUGAAGCUAAACUACAGCAGCAACAGAAAGAGCUAAAACAAUUACAGGAAGAAAGAAAGAAACUGAUUGAGAUUCAGGAGAAAAUUCAAGCGUUGCAAAAGGCAUGUCCUGAUCUACAGCUGUCAGCCACUAGUGUGGGUAAUUGUCCCACAAAAAAAUAUGUGCCAGCUAUUACUUCAACUCCAGCUGUUAAUGAAAAUGAGACUAGUACAAGCAAAUCUGUUUUUGAGCCUGAAGAUUCUUCUGUAGUGGAUAAUGAGUUGUGGUCAGAAAUGAGAAGGCAUGAAAUGUUAAGGGAAGAGCUACGUCAGAGAAGAAAGCAGCUGGAAGCUCUGAUGGCUGAACAUCAGAGAAGGCAAGGUCUAGCUGAAACUACAUCUCCAGUGGCUGUGUCUUUGAGAAGCAAUGGAUCAGAGAACCUGUGUACUCCUCAACAAAGUAGAACAGAAAAAACAAUGGCAACUUGGGGAGGUUCUACCCAGUGUGCACUAGAUGAGGAAGGAGAUGAAGAUGGUUACCUCUCUGAAGGAAUUGUUCGGACAGAUGAAGAGGAGGAAGAAGAACAAGAUGCCAGUUCCAAUGAUAACUUUUCUACAUAUCCUUCUAACAGUGUGACUCAUAACUCCUAUAAUGUAAAGGAAGCUAAAAAUAGGUGGAAGAACAAUCGCCAUUUUUCAACAGAUGAAAAUUAUCGUCCUUUAGCUAAGACAAGGCAACAGAACAUCAGCAUGCAGAGGCAAGAAAACCUUCGCUGGAUGUCAGAGCUCUCUUAUGUAGAAGAGAAAGAACAAUGGCAAGAACAAAUCAGUCAGCUAAGGAAGCAGCUUGACUUCAGUGUCAAUAUUUGUCAGACUUUGAUGCAAGACCAGCAGACUUUGUCUUGUCUUCUACAAACUCUUCUCACGGGUCCUUACAGUGUUAUGCCCAGCAAUGUAGCGUCUCCUCAAGUACACCUUAUCAUGCACCAGUUGAACCAGUGCUAUACUCAGCUAACAUGGCAACAGAAUAACGUUCAGAGGUUGAAACAAAUGCUAAAUGAACUUAUGCACCAGCAAAGUCGGUGUUCAGAAAAACCUGGAAGCAAGGAAAGAGGCAGUAGUGGAUCACACCCUCCUUCUCCCAGUUUAUUUUGUCCUUUCAGCUUUCCAACACAGCCUGUAAAUCUGUUUAAUCUACCUGGAUUUACUAACUUUACAUCAUUUGUACCAGGUAUGAAUUUCAGCCCAUUAAUUCCUUCCAGUUUUGGAGAUUUUUCUCAGAAUAUCUCUACACCCAGUGAACAACAGCAGCCGUUAGCCCAGAAUACAUCAGGGAAAACAGAAUAUAUGGCUUUUCCAAAACCUUUUGAAAGCAGUUCCUCUGUUGGAGCAGAAAAACCAAGGAAUCAAAAAUCACCUGAAGAGGACGUGGACAGCAGUAGGACACCAUGGUUAUAUGACCAAGAAGGUGAAGUAGAAAAACCAUUUGUUAAGACUGGAUUUGCAGUGUCUGUAGAGAAAACUGCAAAUAGUAACCGUAAAAAUCAAUUAGAUACAAGCAGAAGAAGACACCAGUUUGAUGAAGAAUCAUUAGAAAGCUUCAGCAGUAUGCCUGAUCCCGUAGAUCCAUCAACAGUAACUAAAACAUUCAAGACAAGAAAAGCGUCUGCACAGGCCAGCCUGGCAUCUAAAGAUAAAACUCCCAAGUCGAAGGGUAAGAAGAGGAAUUCUACUCAGCUAAAAAGCAGAGUUAAAAAUACUGGGUAUGAAAGUGCCAGUAUGUCUAGCACAUGUGAACCUUGCAAAAGUCGGAACAGAUAUGCAGCCCAGACUGAAGAGCCUGUUCAAGCAAAAGUACUCAGCAGAAAGAAUCAUGAGCAGCUGGAAAAAAUUAUAAAACAUAGUAGGUCAACAGAAAUAUCUUCAGCACAUGCUAGGAGAAUACAACAGCAGUCUAACAGAAAUGCAUGCAAUGAAGCGCCAGAAACUGGGAGUGAUUUUUCUAUGUUUGAAGCUUUGCGGGAUACUAUUUAUUCUGAAGUAGCUACAUUAAUUUCUCAGAAUGAAUCUCGUCCGCAUUUUCUUAUUGAACUCUUCCAUGAGCUUCAGCUACUUAAUACAGACUACUUGAGACAGAGGGCUUUAUAUGCAUUGCAGGACAUAGUAUCCAGACAUAUUUCUGAGAGCCAUGACAAAGAAGCAGAAAAUGUAAAGUCAGUGAACUCUGGUACCUGGAUAGCAUCAAACUCAGAACUUACUCCCAGUGAGAGCCUUGCUACUACUGAUGAUGAAACUUUUGAGAAGAACUUUGAAAGAGAAACAAAUAAAAUAAAUGAACAAAAUGAUGCUGAUAAUACUAGUGUCAUGUCUGUAUCUUCAAAUUUUGAGCCCUUUGCAACAGAUGAUCUAGGUAAUACUGUAAUUCACUUAGAUCAAGCAUUAGCCAGAAUGAGAGAAUAUGAACGUAUGAAGACUGAGGCUGAAAGUAACUCAAAUAUGAGAUGUACCUGCAGGAUUAUUGAGGAUGAAAAUGGUGCUGCUGCCACUACUACAGUUAAUAAUUUAGAAGAAACUCCUACUACUGAAAAUCACAGUUCACAACAACCUGUCAGUGAAGUUUCUACUGUCCCAUGUCCUAGAAUUGAUACCCAACAGCUGGACCGGCAAAUUAAAGCAAUUAUGAAAGAAGUUAUUCCUUUUUUGAAGGAGCACAUGGAUGAAGUAUGCUCUUCUCAACUUCUAACUUCAGUAAGACGCAUGGUUUUGACGCUUACCCAGCAAAAUGAUGAGAGCAAAGAGUUUGUAAAAUUCUUUCAUAAGCAACUUGGAAGCAUAUUACAGGAUUCACUGGCAAAAUUUGCUGGCAGAAAACUGAAAGACUGUGGAGAAGAUCUUCUUGUAGAGAUAUCUGAAGUGUUGUUUAAUGAAUUGGCCUUCUUUAAGCUCAUGCAAGAUUUGGAUAAUAAUAGUUUAUCUGUUAAACAGAGAUGCAAAAGGAAAAUAGAAGCGGCUGGAGUGAUACAGUCUUAUGCUAAAGAGGCCAAAAGGAUUCUUGAAGAUCAUAGCUCACCUACUGGAGAGAUGGAUGAUGAAGACAAAGACAAGGAUGAGACUGAAACAGUUAAGCAGACUCAAACAUCUGAGGUGUAUGACGGCAAAGGUCCCAAAAAUAUAAGAUCUGAUAUUUCUGAUCAAGAGGAAGAUGAGGAAAGUGAAGGAUGCCCGGUAUCUAUUAAUUUGUCUAAAGCUGAAACUCAGGCUUUAACUAAUUAUGGAAGUGGAGAAGAUGAGAAUGAGGAUGAAGAAAUGGAAGAAUUUGAAGAGGGACCUGUAGACGUCCAGACUUCACUUCAGGCUAACACUGAAACUACAGAAGAAAAUGAACAUGACAAUCAGGUUCUACAACAUGACUUUGAAAAAACAGCAGAAAGCAAAAAUGUCCCAUUGGAACAAGAACUCACUAGUAAAGAUGACCAAGAUAGCUCUCCUGUGAAGCCCUGUUACCUCAAUAUCUUGGAAAAUGAGCAGCCUUUAAAUAGCACUACCCACAAGGACUCACUCAUUACAGUUGAUGCAUCUAAACAGCCUAACCCUUUGCCAUUACCUUUAACUGAAAUUGAAACCUUAGUGCCUAGAGUCAAAGAAGUUAAAUCUGCACAGGAAACUCCUGAAAGUUCUCUGGCUGGAAGUCCUGAUACUGAAUCUCCAGUGUUAGUGAAUGACUAUGAAGCAGAAUCUGGUAACAUAAGUCAAAAGUCUGAUGAAGAAGAUUUUGUAAAACUUGAAGAUUUACCACUUAAACUGACAAUAUAUUCAGAGGCAGAUCUAAGGAAGAAAAUGGUAGAGGAAGAACAGAAAAACCAUUUGUCUGGUGAAAUAUGUGAAAUGCAGACUGAAGAAUUAGCUGGAAAUUCUCAGACACUAAAAGAACCUGAAACAGUGGGAGCCCAAACUGUGUGAGGUGUCUUCAGCAGCUCAUCUAACUCUCUCUUUCCAGUCAAUGCGUAUUUGAAAAUGAUACUAAAUAAACAUCUGUUUUGAUCUGUAUAAAAAUGUAAA